Messenger RNA from Sorghum bicolor (sorghum), 1642 nucleotides. RefSeq names its product putative UPF0496 protein 2. Lineage: Eukaryota; Viridiplantae; Streptophyta; Magnoliopsida; Poales; Poaceae. The transcript is spliced from 2 exons. Bases 126 to 1412 code for a protein of 428 amino acids. The record is from RefSeq and is a predicted model, not a curated record.
UACAAAGCUGGUGCUUUGACAAUCAAAGUUACUGCGAGUUAUGUUAGAUUGAGAGACCAAACUGAUCAUACAAGUCAGUGAUAGCACAAAUUUUGUUUUGUUUGAGACACAGUACGUUCGUCACAAUGAGACAGUCACCAUCAUCUUUGUCGUCAUCAUCCAAAUCCAUUUUUGGGAUUGGAACUCCUGAUGACACCACCAUGCUGGAGAGGAGCAGCUCCACCCCUUCCAGCAGGACUCCGGCGAGCUCGUGGCUGCCGCCGCCACGCAGCCCGCUCGGCGUCGACGAGGAGUACGACAGCGCCUUCAAGUCCAAGUCUUUCCUCGACCUGUGGUCGCACGCGCACCGCCACCUCAUGCACACCUUCUCCUCCGCCUCCUUCAAGCUCGCAUCGUCGUCGUCGUCCAAGUCCGGUGGCGUCAAGGACGGCGAGCCCGACGACGCGGCGGCAGCAGCCGCCACCUUGGAGCAGUCGUGCUCGUACACCGUUCUUGACGACUUCGUGCUGGAGCCCAGCCCGGAGGUGCUCGGGCGGGGCCGGCGGAGGCGGAGGCGCCGCGUCGAGAGGCUGCUCAUCGAGUACUUCGACGUGACGCAGGAGGCCUGCGAGGCGUGCUCCUCGCUCCUCGCCGCCAUCGGCGCGGCGCGGCGCCACCAGCUGACGCUCCGCCGCCUGCUCCACCGGCUGGAGGAGGAGGACAGCGACGACCCCGCCGCCGCGAGGGACGCCGUCGCGGCACACGUCCUCCUCGAUAACCCGCUGUCGCCGGGGCGGCUCGCGGGGUUCCACGAGGUGCACGGGCGGUGCGGCCCGCUGGCGGCGCGCCUGGCGUCGGCGCAGCGCCGGCUGCGGCGUCUGGCCCGGGCGAUGUGCGUGGCGCGGGGCACGGCCGCGGCGGCGCUCGUGGCGGCGUGCGCGGCCGCCGUCGUGGCCGCGGUGGUGUUCGCGGCGCACGCGGUGGUGGGCGUCGGGGCGGCGGCCGCGGCCGCGGGAGCAGGACCGGCCACCGCCGUGCGGUGGGCGGCCGAGCGGGUGAGUCCGAGGCACUACGCGCGGGCGGGCGCCGCGGUGGACGCGGCGGCGCGCGGCGCCUACAUCGUGGGGCGGGACCUGGACACGGUGAGCCGCAUGGUGCGGCGCGCGCACGACGAGCUGGAGCACGGCCGCGACGUGGCGCGCAUCGCGGUGCGGGGACGCGGCGAGCGGCCGCUGAUGCAGGAGGUGGCGAGGGAGGAGGCGGAGUGCGAGGAGGACCUCAGGGCGCUGCUGGAGGAGCUGGAGGAGCACGUCUGCCUCUGCCUCAUCACCAUCAACCGGAGCAGGAGGAUGGUGGCGCACGAGAUGACGCAAGGCUUGCCGCCGUCGCUGGAGGAGGCGACGCCGCCGCCGCCGCCGCCGUCCCAAGAUUAGCUUCGCAUCAAUCAUCUCUUAUAGCUAGCUAGUUCAUCAUUGUCCAUAUGAUCGAUUCUACAGUAGAAACGAGACGAAUAAUUGAGAGCGAAUUCUUUUUCAUGUACAGUACGUAGUUUACGAUUUUUUUUUUUGUGUGUGUGGGCUGAGGUACUGAUGUACAAAGCAACUCCUUUGAACUUGUUGAGAUAGAUAUAGACACACACACAUAGAGAGAGAGAGAGACAACA